AUGGCCGAGAAACGCCGUUCAUCAGCACGCGAACGUCGCGAACCUGCGGCGAAGAGACGGGCCUCCGAAGCCGCGCCUGCAUCCCAGUCCUCGAAGAAAAAGGCCUCGAUCCCUACAGCAGCUCCCUCGCCCACCCCAGCCCCAGCUCCAGAACCCGAACCCGAACCCGAAGUAGUUGAAAAACCUUUACCAACGAAAAUCAAAGAUGGGGAAGGUCUCCCCACCCUAUCGUCACCGCAGUCGGAGACCCUGUCCGAUAAGGAAUACCAGUCGAUCGCAGAAAGUGCGGUUCUUCUCGUCUCGUUAGAACGAUCUAAGAAGAAGUGGCUCAGUGAUGGAAUCUUGGUGCGAUACUGGACUAAACCUAAGAAGACGAAGAGGGAGCAAAUCGAAGGCAAGAAUCCGCCCAAGGAGUCCAUGUCGAAAGUUGGACCCUGCAGCAUUGUGGUUGGCCCUCAUCUGUUCGAUGCCAUGCUCUACACCGUCAAAGACCCCAAUGCGCCUCCGCCGAUUCAAUACACGCCGCCCCAACGGCCCAUGGUGCAUUAUGGUCACCCGAAUAACUUCCAGCAGUACCAUCCCUAUCCCUCUCCCGCGCCGCCCCAGCACGGACGACAGCAUCCUCCUCAAACUCCUCCCACGCAUGCAUCCUCCCCUCAGCCUGGUCACCAACCAAACAGCCAUCCGCCCCCUCCGCCCCCGAAUCGAACUCCAAACCACCCUACUACUCCCCGGCCGGCGGCGCCGCCGCCUGCGCCUGGCCCUCAAUCGGCACAGAGACCAUCCCCGUCCCAACAACCGCAACCGCCGCAACCUGCGAAGCCUAGUCCGGACCCGGUUAUUCAGAUGCUUGCCACCCGCGCUGCGUCAGACCCUGAUCUCAAAGCUUUGAUGAGGGUAGUCGCGUCGAGCAAAGCGUCGCAAGAGCAACUUCGCGCUUUCCAGGCUCACAUCGAUGAGUUGAAUGCCAUCAUCCGAGCAAGGGAGCAACAGCAGCAAAGGCAGCAACAGCAACUACAACAGUCUAAUACACCCACCGCUGCUCAGUCUCAGGCAUCGCCUCGAACGCCGCAACCGACACCACAACAACAGACGUCACAGCCCCAGCCAUCACAAAGACCUCCGCAGUCAGCGCAGCAGAGUGGACAGCAGGCAGGCCCGCAACCACCGCAAAAUCCUCCACUUCAACAAAAGCAGAGUACGCCGAAGUCGCAACCAACACCAUCACAAGCGCCAGAUCAGUCAUAUCCACGAGUCGAAGUGCAAAUUCCUUCGCCUUCUUCAACUAGGGCCACACCAAGCAAAGCUCCUCCUCAAACGCCGAACACCCAAAAACCUGGUUCCACUCCGCAAGUGAAGCAAGAACCCGGGACGACAGGGCAACCUCCUAAUGUAGAGCCUAGCCCGGCGGUUCGCCCCAUGCCACCACCUCAACAAACUCCAGGAACCGGUCCGCGAUCAGGACCGCAACAUCCGUCUCACCAGCCUCAGCAACCACAGCCUCACCAGGGCCAUCCACCCGCAAUCCAAUCCCGACCCCCACAGUACGGUUCUCCAACUCCUUAUUAUCGCCCUGCGCCUCCGCCGCCGCCUCCACGGAUGAAUUUUAAGUCGGUUGUCUUCGAGUUCACUUCACCACUCACGCCGUAUGGAAGCAGUACCUCCGGACAUGCGGGAUCCGGUGAUCGAUAUUUGUUUCCUGAAUAUACCAUUCUCGAAUGGCUUCCGGGCGGAAACACGGUAUUGGCAUCAUUCCUGCUUAUAAAGAAGGUUGACCCGAAUUUACCAUUCCCCAUUGAAACUGCACCGGACGCAGGAAGCACACGGGCCAAAGGCAAAUCGGGAUCCCGAUCUAAGAAGUCUGACAAGAGGAAAGCAAGGGACAAGGAAAAAGAGGAAAAGGAGAAAGAGAAGGAGAAGAAGGAAGAAAGCAAGGCACCCGACGAGAAGGACAAAAGCAACGCCCAAUCUGCCAGCACUCCGCAAGAUCCGUCUUCGACGGAGUCCAAGCAGCCCGCCGCUGAAGGAGACAACCCGGCCGGUGAACAGAACCAACAAAAGGACCAGGCGAACGCCACCCCUAGCAAAGCCGACACUGACAAACAACCAAGCAAGGAAAAGUCCGAGGAAGCAAAGGAUACCUCUAACCUGAAAGAGUACUACCAACCAGUCACCUUCCGCAUCCACAGCACCAACCCCAAAGUCCUCGAGCCCCUGAACCGCGUUGUGAAGCCGGCCGAUGAAGUUCGCAAGUACAUGAACGAGGUGAUGGAUCGCGCUGAGCGCGCUCCUGACGGUUUCCUCGCCUACCGUCUUCCCCGUGAAGAGAUCCCCGAGGAGCCUGAAGCAGAGGAGACCAAGAAAGCUGGUACUCCGGUUCCUGUUUCCACUGGACGAAAACCAUCCCGCGGCAAGGCUGCCGUUGAUGAGUCGGAUGUCGAGAACAAUGAGUUUGUCGAGAAGCUCGAUGAAGAGGAGGAAGAGGAACUGAAGGACUUUUAUGGCGCGCCGACGGGUCUCUUGCCCAUGGCUCCCAUGUAA
Aspergillus affinis is the source of this 2541-nucleotide messenger RNA. RefSeq lists its product as uncharacterized. Gene Ontology annotation, biological process: chromatin remodeling. The record is from RefSeq and is a predicted model, not a curated record. Lineage: Eukaryota; Fungi; Ascomycota; Eurotiomycetes; Eurotiales; Aspergillaceae. The coding region runs from base 1 to 2541 and encodes 846 amino acids. The transcript is spliced from 2 exons. Gene Ontology annotation, cellular component: Swr1 complex. Gene Ontology annotation, molecular function: ATP-dependent H2AZ histone chaperone activity.